Messenger RNA from Scatophagus argus, 2502 nucleotides. Its product is annotated as gonadotropin-releasing hormone II receptor-like. Gene Ontology annotation, cellular component: membrane. Gene Ontology annotation, biological process: G protein-coupled receptor signaling pathway. Lineage: Eukaryota; Metazoa; Chordata; Actinopteri; Scatophagidae. Gene Ontology annotation, molecular function: peptide binding; gonadotropin-releasing hormone receptor activity. The record is from RefSeq and is a predicted model, not a curated record. The transcript has 4 exons. The coding region runs from base 518 to 1657 and encodes 379 amino acids.
GGUGCAGAUAUCUGCUCAGUGAAAACAGACAGGUAAGGAACGCUGCAGCUGCACUGCAUGCGGAUAAAACACGAGCCUUCUCUCGGCUCUGCACAAACAGCCCUCAGCAUAUCGGAAAUUCCCCACAUUGUCUCUUACAAAGGUGGCUGCUGCAACAGCCCGCACGUCAGCCGCCUUAAUUAACCAAUCGGCGCUGAUCCUGGUGGCUCCUUGUUCACACUCAGUAUAUUUACUGUGGGCAAAGGGUGUGUGUGUGUGUGUGUGUGUGUGAAGGUGGGCUGAUGCAGCAAGUAGACGAAUCAUGCGAUAUAUUUUUUGAAAAAAGAAACAUCACACUGAUCCCGUUGAAUGGAUGGUCGUUUUUCGGAUGCUGAAAGGUGUGCAGGUGAACCCGCAGGAGGACACACACCGGGGGAAGUGAUGCUUCAGCACGUUGGACAGCUCCGCUCUGAAACCAGGUUCCUUCAGCUUUUCUCUUCAUCUGACCAUCACUGGGCCAAUAAGAUUCCUCUCCAGGAUGACAGGAAACCUGUCUGCUGAUCCUUUCCAGAAUGCCUCUGUUCUCUCCCUCCUGAACUUGUCUGCUCCAACCUCCCCUCCACCUUGGGAAGCUCCGUCCUUCACUGUGGCAGCCUGCUGCCGUGUAGCAGCCACCCUGGUGCUGUUUGUCUUUGCCGCUUGCAGUAACCUGUCUGUGCUGAUCAGUGUGUGCUGGGGGCGGGGCUAUCGCCUUGCAGCACACCUGCGCCCACUCAUCACCAGCUUGGCAUCAGCUGAUCUGGUGAUGACCUUUGUGGUGAUGCCGCUGGAGGCCGUUUGGAACAUUACAGUGCAGUGGUAUGCGGGGGAUAUCAUGUGUAAGCUGCUGUGUUUCCUCAAGCUCUUUGCCAUGCACUCAGCAGCAUUCAUACUGGUGGUGGUAAGCCUGGACCGCUAUCGAGCCAUCCUUCAUCCGCUGGAUUCUCUUGAUGCCGGGCUCAGGAACCGACGUAUGUUGCUCGUGGCCUGGACUCUGAGUCUGCUGCUGGCAUCUCCACAGCUCUUCAUCUUUCGGGCCAUUAAAGCGGAUGGAGUGGACUUCACUCAGUGUGUGACCCAUGGAAGUUUCCGGUACCUCUGGCAGGAGACAGCAUACAACAUGUUCCACUUUGUCACACUGUAUGUCUUCCCUCUGCUUGUCAUGACUUUCUGCUACACCCGCAUUCUCACCAAGAUCAAUGGGCAGAUGCUCAAGAGCAAAGAGGGCGAACACUGCCUAAGACGCAGUGGAACAGAUAUGAUACCCAAAGCCAGGAUGAAGACCCUCAAGAUGACCAUAGUCAUUGUUAGCUCCUUUGUCAUCUGUUGGACACCCUACUACCUCCUGGGCAUCUGGUACUGGUUCCAACCAGCCAUGAUCCAGCACACACCUGAGUAUGUGCACAACAUACUGUUUGUCUUUGGCAACCUGAACACAUGCUGUGACCCGGUCAUCUACGGCUUUUACACACCGUCUUUCCGGGCUGAUCUUGCUGACGUGGUGGCUUGCUGCCAGGGUCGCUGGGCCAACAACGCCUCGCCUCGCUCUGUGGAUCGUCUGUCUGCUCGAAGUGCUGGAGCCGCUGUAGAGAUGGAGUCUGAUCUGAGCUCAAACCAGCACACUGCAAACCCCAGUUAAACAGUGGCAAUUAGACUUUCAGGAAUUAAGCUUUGCUACAAUAUACCCAAUGUCCUUAAUGCAGGCGUCAGCAAUUUUAUACUCAAGGUAAUCCAUGAAUGCAUAAUUGGAUGAUGAGCAACUGGCUUUUCAUGCUCCUUUCAUGCAUCUUGCCUUCCAGUUUGGGGGCAACUACAGUACAUAAAAGCUGAUCUGUGACAAACAUAUGAGACAAUUCAGUCAUCCAUUUCACCUAACAACUCCACACCAGUGCCAAGCGAUGCGCAUGUGAUGCAUGUCAAUACGCAAUUUGUUAUUGUUUCUUUACUUGCACACCUUGAGAAGAACGAAGUGUGAAUACCUGCUUUACAAGUACCCACUGUGUGACUCUAGGCCUAACACAGAGAGGUUAGAUUUGUAUCAAUCUUCUCAUUUCUCUCAGAAAAAAACAAAACAGUAAGAGUAUUUCCUAAAAUGCUUAACUGUCCCUUUAAGAGUCUGUAUUGACACUACCUCUAGGAGAGGAAAAAGACUGAUAAUAGCACAAUUGCCAUUUUUCUGCCUGAUUGUCAAAAAACUACCAGUAGUUUGUAUUGUGUAGAGACUGUUUUUUGGGAAGUAGUGGGAUGUCAUUACUUAUUGAAAUAUAUUAGCUCUGAAAUUCAUACAUAGUGAGUUGGCCCUAUAAAACUCAACAUAGAUUGUGAUAGUCAGUAAUAAAUAAUCUGUUGUUAUGUAUCUGAGCAAUAUAUGUGAAAUCUAUAUAUAAGAAUGUACUGAAUGUGACCGUACCAACAUAAAUACUCUCUGUGUAAGCAGGUGCAAAGUUAAUAAGAGUCUUAUAUGUGCUCAAUAAAAGUCUACUG